Schistocerca gregaria is the source of this 15163-nucleotide messenger RNA. Its product is annotated as nuclear receptor coactivator 7-like. Gene Ontology annotation, cellular component: nucleus. The transcript has 21 exons. Lineage: Eukaryota; Metazoa; Arthropoda; Insecta; Orthoptera; Acrididae. Gene Ontology annotation, biological process: response to oxidative stress. The record is from RefSeq and is a predicted model, not a curated record.
AGUAAUAUCUCUGGCUAAGGCCAGUGACUGCCUUCUCGCACAUGGCAAGAAAGCCGCCGCUCAGUUUGGUUCGCGACCAGCGUCUGCUGUGGUGCGUUGCAGUGCCGUCUGCGCGUGCGUGUGCGAUGUAAACAAAGACUGCGCAAGUUUUUCGCGAGUGUUUUUUAGUACCGUUUCUAAAGUCGUUCUAUUGUAUUCGUGUCUGAAUUGGUUUACUUUAUUAUAUCCGGUUAAUUGAUUAAUUUACCAGACUGAAGAGUUUUUUUCAGAAGAUACUGAACCGGCGUGGAAUGUUUUAAACUAGGCGCGCAGUAUGCUGACAGCCUAGCCGCGAUCCAGGGCCGCGACAUGGAGACGGUGCAGGUGCACAUGCCGGUGCGCGUCACGGUGGAGGCGGUGGACGACGUGGGCGUGGGCGGGGCCGCGCCGUGGGAGGGGCCGCGCCCCCGCGCGGGGGUGGGUCUGGAUGGCGAUCCGGCGGCGUCGAGCAGCUCGCACAGCCUGCCGCUGGUGCUGGAGUCGGGCGCCGACUCGGCCCCCGAGCUGGGGCCGCCCUCCGCCGACAAGCGCGGCCGCCGCAAGUCGUGGCACAUUAAGAUGGAGCGCAAGCGCCGCAAGGGAGUCAUCGGCAACGUCGCCGCCGCCGACCGCCAGAAGAGGCCCUCCUGGUGGAACAUCUUCGUGCCCGACCACUGGCCCAGGUCGCGCCGCGCGUCGCAGGACCUGAGCCGGCCGACGGAGAGCGGCGCCACCUACCUGCGGAGCAAGAGCCGCAGCGUGGACCAUGGUUUCGUGGCGCCUUUCGACUUGGACUCGCUGCGCUCCAAAGUGGAGGGCCGCUUUGAGUCCGUUGACAAGCUCUCCAGAUCCGAUUCUGAUGGCGGAGGUCCCGGAAAGGACGGCGCCCCUCUCGGGGAGCGCCGACCCGCUUCUGCCCCGCCCCCAAUCGAGACGACGACGUACACGGUGGCAGCGAACGACACCCUUACGUCCGUGGCGGCGCGGUUCGACACGACGCCGUCAGAGCUGGCAAAGCUGAACCGGCUGGGCGCGCGCCUCAUCUUCCCCGGACAGGUGCUGCGCGUACCCUUGCGCGGGCCUGCCGAGGGAGCGGACCGACAGCAGCCGCCGCUGCAGCCGCCGGCGCCUGCGCACCCAGAAGGGCAGCUGACGCCAGCCGCCGCCGCUGACGCCGCGCGGCCCUCUGCAGAGACAGAUAUUCUGGAGAGCUUGCGGCCUGUAUCACCCAAACCAACUGGUCCACCUGUGACCAGUGAAGCAACGCACCCCUCCCACCCUGAUACUACAGGCAACAGUGGUGCAUCGCUGGAGGAGCAGCGAGCUGAAAGACGUUUCCUCAAGAUCAAUGUGCGGCACAUAACUGAUGGGCAGGGUGUUGUUGGUGGUGUGCUGCUCGUGACGCCUAAUGCAGUAAUGUUUGACCCAAAUGUAUCUGACCCCCUAGUUAUUGAGCAUGGUCCAGAGAUGUAUGGUGUAAUUGCUCCAAUGGAAUAUGUGGUAAAUGCAGCUAUCUACUAUGACAUUGCCCACAUGAGAGUGGGCCACCAUACUGGUGACAACAAAAGGGCAGACACACCCAAGCCGGAAAUAUACCAUUCGAAGGCCUUUCAGACCUACGAGAAAGGACAGAACUCACCAGGCAAGGAUUCUCUUCUAGUGAAGGAUGAGACUUUCCCAGAGCUUGCUGGCCCAGCUCGAUCUUCCCCAGAGGACAAUGAGAGCGAGUGUUCAUGCCCUGGACGUGAAGAUGGUGAUGCCUUUCCCAAGGCCUUUGAACGGGAUCUCGUGACACCUACUAACCUGGCAACCACAGCAGAAAAUGGGACUGAUGCGGACAGCAGACAGGUGUCUUUUGAAUCUUGCACCUCUGGUUCUCAGACAAAGGACGGUGUAGAAGAGACGACUGAAGCAGAUGAUGAUGACUAUGAUGAUGAUGAUAUUAUAAAGGCACUGAGAUCUGCAGAAGAGCGACGUCGCUCUUGUAUUGAUCAUCACUGGGCUGUACCUAGCAGCGAACGAGAUCGCUCCUUGGAAAAAGAUGAACUUGAAGCAGAUGGAGAAAGAAAUGACACAGCAGUAAGUGCUCCAUGUGAUGGCCUGCUAGAGAAACACAGCUGCCAUGAUUCUGGCAUAGAUAUCCGAGAAGUAGGAGCACUUGGAGAUCAGGCACAACCACCUGGAACUCAUUCAGUCCAGGAACAGCAGGAAGAUGAGGAGGAGGAGGAAAUACCUAUUGUAUUACCUAGUAAGAAGGUGUUUUCCGAUGCAGACAUAAUUCUUGCACCAAAGACUGAAUGGGUACCACCUCGAACUGUGUCAGGUCCAACUCAUGUUCACACGUCCCAAGACUCUCCUCCUGUUAAUGAAUCUGGUAGGAAGAAAACUUCAUCAGUGUCCUUCAGUCUUGAUUCAAAUCAAGAGGGGGAUUCAGGCAGUGAUAAAGGUGAAGAAGGUGGUCAAAAAAGUGAUGAUCCAGAGAAACAAGAGAGCAGAAAGAAUAAGAUGCUGAAAAGGCUGUCAUACCCACUUUCAUGGAUGGAAGGAAUAACUGGUGAAAAAGAUGACAAAGAUCCUCUGGUGGGACUACCAACGCCUUCCGCUGUAGAUGCGCAGCAGCACUCAUCAAUGUUUUCCAAAGUGUUUUCAAGGCGAUCAUCAGUUGGGACUUUCAUCCGCCAGCAACAAGAACCUCGAUCAGCACCCACCGCAGAAGCCUGUUGCUCCAAAGCUGGACUAUCGUAGUAUGUGUCUGUUGAGGACAUGCCUGAACUUUUUGUUUCAUUUGAUAAAUUGAUACCAAGACCAGCAAGAUCCUGUGAAGACCCACCACUUUACUUAACACUGAGAAUGGGGAAACCAUUAAAUAAAAAGAUUCCAAAGUCAACCCCCAUUAUGUCAUAUGGGAAAAAGAAAAUGAGGCCAGAAUACUGGUUCAGUGUACCCAGGAACAGGGUUGAUGAACUGUACAGUUUUCUGAUGCUGUGGAUCCCCCAUCUUUACGGUGACCUGGAAGAAAUAGACUUCAAAUCACGUGGUUAUGAGUUAGUGGAAUCAGAUACAGAACUCUGGGACGAUGAAGUUGGAGAUGGAAAUGGUCGAACAGGGGAUAGUCGGUCUCGGUCAGGCAGUGAUGGUGAUGCAGAAUUGGGGGAACUGACACGUGAAUCGUGGGAGGAGGCGUUCUCACGGCUGCCGUAUAACGGAAUCAGUCGGCUGCAGAAGAUUAUCAUCGAAUCAGUCCAGGGGACCUUCACGCGGCUGCCGUAUAACGGAAUCAGUCAGCUGCAGAAGAUAAUCAUCGAGUCAGUUCAGGUGCUUUCUAUGAGCGAGGAGUUACGCCGUGCACUGUAUGCCAAUAAUUCCACCAGUAUUGACUUGGAAUUUACAUUGCCAGAACUUUCGGGUACAACAGAGAUUUUGUCAGAAGAGCACAGACGCAAACUUUGCAGGCACUUGCCUGCCCGAGCUGAAGGGUAUGUGUGGACACUUGUGUUCAGUACCUCACAACAUGGUUUCAGUUUGAACUCAAUGUAUCGGAAGAUGAACAGGUUGGAGAGCCCAAUCCUCUUAGUUAUAGAAGACACAGAGAAUAAUGUAUUUGGUGCCUUGACAUCAUGUGCCCUGAAAGUGAGUGACCACUUCUAUGGAACAGGAGAAUCACUUCUCUUCAGAUUUACACCAGAGUUCCAAGUGUUCAAUUGGACGGGAGACAAUCUGUAUUUCAUAAAAGGCAACAAUGAAAGCCUUUCGAUUGGAGCUGGCGAUGGAAAAUUUGGUUUAUGGUUAGAUGGUGACCUCUAUCAGGGGCGGACAGAGCCUUGCAGUACUUACGGAAAUGAGCCUUUGACGCCACAGAAAGACUUCGUUGUGAAGACCUUGGAAUGCUGGGCUUUCAUCUGAACAGUGCUGCUGAAAGUGCUCAGAUUCUAGGAAUGCAAACAGAAUGACAUUUGAAAAUACUGAAUGCAUGUUUCUGCCAGCUUUAUUUUGUAAGAAGUGUAAUUGAAAACAACUGCUAAUGCGCAGUUUUAUUAAAAGUUUAUCCUUGAUAAUGGACUGCAUGAUCUGGAAAAAUGUGCGGAGUCACCAGGCUCCGAUAACAGCUUUGUUUGAUAGACAAUAUGUUGUUUUGUAUUUUUGUGUGGAAUAUUUAAAUAAUAGGAUGCUUUUAUGUAUCAUGUAGAAGGGUGAUAUUUCUUCCAAGAAGAAUAAUGGAAAUUAGUACAAGGAUAAUGCAUAGAAUUUGUACAGUGUACAUAAAUUGUAACUCUGUAGUCUGGUAAGUGUACAGUUGCUGUAUAAGAGAUUAGUCAGGUAAUUUCUGUCCGUGAAAUAGGAAACGAAUUUGUAACAGAUCACUCAGAAUUAUUGAAUAACAGCUGGUGAGAUAUGCAGUGCAUGGUUAUACUUAAGAGCAGACUGUUUUGAUCAGUUAGGCUGUUGAACAGUGAGUAAUGAAAGUUGUCAAGCUAAGGUGAAAUGAAAGUGAAUUAACCAUUGUUCUGGAAGAUGAUUUUCUAGACUGCAGAUGAUUACAUGAGUUACUUUUAGAUCAAUCUGUUAAGUGCAAGCAGCAUGUUUCUCAAUUAAUUGGUACUUGCAGAAGGUGAAAAUUCUGUAUUUGAAAGAGGCUAAUCUAUAGAAGAGUGAAGACUAUUUCUUGAUGUCAAUGAGGAGUAACAUUUCAAGCACAUUUCAAAUUGUGUCUCUUGCUAAUUGUACGAAAUCCUAAAAUCAGACAUUAGAAACAACGAAAUUUAGUGUAUCACAUAUCACAGUAAAAGUUCGAAAUAACCAGAUUUGUAUGAACUUAAAUUGUGCUGCUCUGAAUAUUUUAUUUAAUAAAGACUGGUGCGAAGUUACCAUUCAUAUACCGACUGACUGAUAACUUGGAAGCUUUUGAUGAGAUGGACAGUACAGUUACCAGUAAUUUUUUCUGAGAUCUGACACUGUUCUCUCAGUGUUUCGCAUUUGGUAAAACUUUGUGUUAAUGGAAAUAUCUGUACUGAUUUAAAAAAGAAAAAGCCUAUUCAAACAACUUCAUUAAAGCAGUGGGACUGUUAAACCACAAAUUGUCUAAAACAAUUUUAAAUUAUCGACAGAUACAAAAUAGAAGUUUACAAAUGUCAUAUAUACACAAAGAGGCAUUAUGUUCUAUUAGCAAAAUAAAAAUUGUUUCAGUAUGUAGAAAUGGUCACAAAAAUGACAAGUAUAAUGACAAGUAUAAUGAUGAAAAUGUGAAAUAUCAUAGUUUAGAUCAAUAUAUUUGUAUGACACUAUCCUUCAAUAUAUUUUUUCUGUAUUUUGCUGGAAAAUGUAAUAUUAAAUUGCAGUAAAUAUUAUAAUCUAGAAAUGUUAAGAACUGCUCACCUCAGAAGAAAUGUGGAAAAUACAAAGCAUUCUGCGGGCAGCCUUGAUAUUCGAUUAGUAUUUAAAAUGGACUUAAUGCUUUGGGCUUGCCAAACCAUUAAUGCAUACAACGGAUACUGUAUAAAAUUGUUAGUGUUGCCUUAAAUGUGUGCAAAUGCAAAUAUGUUGAAUAUGUGGGAGAUGUGCUGUUUCCUGCUUCAUUGUUGCUGUGUGUGAAUGAAUGUGGUAUUUUAUUUUUUUACACUGAUGUAGUGCUGUUUUCUGUACUUGUUUUCUGCCAUUAUAUUCAUAAUAAUGUACAGUGAAAAUAAUUAAAUUUAUUCUUGCAGUGGCCAUAAAUGGUUGCUUCAUUUGCUUUUAUUUUCCUUUUGAACUUGGUUUCAAUUUUUUUGACUAGUACAAAGUGUGUAAAUGAGGGAUUAUUAUCUGAUCUUCAGAUAAUUACAUAUGCAACAUGAUUUUGCUUAGACAUUUUUCAGACUGAUUUACACAUGCGGCAACCAAACUUACUUAGACCAGGAACCCUUGCUCUAGAACUGUUCGCAUACAGAACCUACACAUACAAAAUGUCAGCUUUGGCAUGAAGUGUUAGAGCUGUAGCCUUUAGUUUUGUUUUUUUUUUCCUGCUGCUUUGAUAAAUGGGUAGUAAUGUCUCAUCUCAAGUUCACAUAGUUGUAGAAUCAGAAAAGUUUUGAUAUUAAUUCUCACAUAAAUCACUUAAUUUUCUGCAAAGUGCUAACGUAAAAGUUAUUGAAGCUAGUAUUACAGCCAGAUUAUUUUUAUUUUAAUGGGUGUUUUUUUCCAACUCAACAUUGCUUCAGUCACAAGUAUGUGCAUGAUUGUCUCUUCUUAUAAGAAAUCAAUACUCCUUUUUAAGAUUUUUGAAAUUCAUACAGCCUAAGUCUAAGCAUGUUAGACCGCAUAUAUGUUUAUUAGGCAAUGUUACAUUGUUACAAGCUAUUUAGUUUGUCGCUGGAUGUUGAUAUGUAUUUGGAUAAAGUAAUGAAAAUAUGAGAGGAUAUUACAGUGCUUAUUUUUUGACAUUGUUAGUGACACACUACAUUCCAAAAAUUUCCGAUUAUGUAACAAUCCUUUUAAGAAAAGGGUGACAUAUGGGAACAAACUUGGCAUGCUCUAGUGGCUGAUGUAUUACCAAGACGACUUGUUACAGAUCAAGGGAAGAUCUGUCUAGCAGACAGUUGCUUUACUAGGGCUAUAAUUAUCAGAACAAUAACUCUUCCUCAAAUACUCAACUUUAGGAUUAUCCUAAUUUCUACACCUUUUACGAAUGUCAAAAUAUAAUUGUUAAUUGACAGUGAUAAGGUUAUGUAGUUUGUUCUGCACAUGCUGUCUCCAGGCACUAAAUAAAUGACUAAAUAAAAAAAAAAAGUACACACACAUCGGAACCAUGACAGUGAUGUGUAGAAUUUCUAGUGAAUCUGAAUGUGAUACAUUUGUUUCUACACUUGUGUUGUUUACAUAGUUAUUAAAGGUAAUGGUAAUUAGUAUCACAUGCACAGCUGCCUGGCUGAAUUAUCAACAUGAACCAGUUAUUUAUUUCAUUUACACAGCUUUGAAAUCUUAGAUCAUUAUGAAAUGUAAAAAUGGAACAAAUUUAAUUAUAGUAGUAACUGUAUUAUAGAAUAGUGAUUGCUUCAUUCACUGUUAUUCUGGUAACAGCUAAAAGAAAUUCAUGUUUACGAGUAGGCAAGUGUUCAAUUAUUGGUAGAGCUGCCACAUUGUAGGUGCUAAACCUUAAACAUUUUUGUCAAGUGAAAUGUAAGUUUGGAGUAAUUUUGAUGGUGAUGCUAAGUUCAUACUCAGCCUUUCUUAACAAAGUCUCUUGUUUGCAACUUGUGCUGCAGCAUCGGAAACACUUGGAGACAUUGAUAUGUGCCUGGGUGGCAUAGUGUGUGAACUAGAGAGACAGAUAUGAUCGGACUUGGCAUCUGGAAGUGUUGAUAACAAAUCAAAAUAGGAAAAGUUUAUCAUGCUUUAUUAAAGCCUGUUCAAUCAGAAGUCUUCACACAGUUUUCAAUGUUUAUUGUAAUUCGUGUGUUGUUCAUCACUUGAAACUUGCCUUCCUUUUCGCAUUUUAUGGGAAUAUCUCUGCCCAUUUAAUGCUUCUUUCUUUCAGAUAUUUUAAUAAAGGAACUCAAGAACAUGGCUCACUUGUGGCAUAUACUGCCAGCAGGACAUAACCAGGGGGCGGCUAGAUGUGGCCCCACCAAAAGUAGGGGCACAGAUGUAGUGCAGAAACUGGAAAAAUCAGUUUAAGAAUUAGGUUGGGGCUAAAAGGUGCUUAUCCAUACAUGAAAAUAGUUUUGAGAAUAUGUAAGACAAUCCCAAAGACUGUAGCAUCUUACGAAUGCAUUUUCAGCACAUUAAUGCCGAUAGCUACAUUUGAAAGUCUGCCUUCACCUUCAUUUGACCUGAAUUAAUUUAUCUUGUCAAAAGAAUAGGACACAGCUGCUAAUCUCCAGUGACCUAAUUAAUUCUCAAUGCUAGGAAAUGCACAGUAAAAUUAUAAUAAAAAGACUGUUGAUGGAAACAUAUUUUUCAACUCCUGUUAAUGUUAAAUAUCCUUUAUUACUAAAGAAAAAAUUAUGCACUAAAAUUUGAGCAGCAAAUAAAAUGUGCUUCAUAGUAUACCAUACUAAAACUAAUGUACAGUCCCAUAAACUACACUAUACAGAUUUUGAUUUCUUUUAAAUUUUUAGGAAGCUUAAACAAUUUGUAAUUUAUUUACUACAAUGAUGCAUCUGACUUACUAUUUGUAAUAUUCUUCAUAAAUAUAUAUUUACAUUUUUUCAUUAUUGCUUCAUUUAUAUUAUACUUAUUUACAAACUUUAAAUCUGGAUUGAAAACUACAAGAAGGCAGUUUUACAGGUGAGGGGGAGGGGGGGGGGGGGGGGGUUGCAGCGCACAACUUUGGCAGGGGCCACAAUAUUACAUUGUUAGGGCUCUAGCUGCAGGGUCUUUGAAUGAUUGAUUAAAAAUAUUUAUUUAUUUAAUUUUUUUAGUAAAGACCUCAUUUUGAGAGCACAAUUCUGAAAUGGUGUGAUAUUAAAGAAUACCGAGUGGAAAAACAAAGAAAUAACCAUAUAGGGCAGCCAUUUAGCAGCAUAUAAGCACAAAAAAUAGAACAGUCAUUCUAUUAUUAGUCAGAACCGACAGAUUUUUCAUUUUUUGCCAAAAAUGAAGACUCUGUUCAGAGUAACCUCGAUUUAAUAAAAAGCCAAACAUUUUAGUUACCAUAAGUGAGUAUUUUAUUCACUUAAAAUUGAAAUAAAUAUUUGGUGUGUUCGACAUUAGAACUGAUACUUUACAUUUCUGAGUAGUUAUGAAAACAUUUUCUUGAGUCAUUAGUAGCCUGAAGAGUUUUAAUCAAUACAAUUCUGUCUCUGCCCAUUGCCAGUCUUAGGAGUCAAACAAUUUUUUGUGCAGUAUCUCUCUAUCUCUCUAGUAUUCAUUAUUGCCAAAUAUCCAUUUCCCUGUGCUGUGUUCGAAUAAAUUGCCCUGAAUUUUGAACCAUCGUGGUCACUAUUUAAGACUUGUCAGAUACAGAAUGUCACUGUCUACAGCAAGAGAAACAUAUAUCAGCAGAAAACAUGACUAGAGUGGUUACAUUGCAUGAAAGAUACAGGCCUUCCACACUGCUGCUCAUUCUGCAGCAAUAUGCAUAAAGAAUUGAGCUUCCUUGCCAUAUUCCCUGUACAAAGGGCCUAAAAGUACCCAAGGAAAAGUCCAUAACCUGUAAACACUAAAGUUCUGUUCAUUGCCAGUACCAUAUCAUACAGAAAUGCCCAAGAAAAUGGCCUUUGUAAACCAAAAUAUUAAUUACAAAUUAUAAAAAAAUUACUGUUCUUAUUUCAGUACAUUUCCAGUGAAACCCAUUUUUGACUGAGCGUAUUUAGUCUGGUUUCUGCAAUGACUAAAGAUGCUAAAGAAGUCCAUUCACAACCUAUAUUUGAUAUAUUAGGGUGUUUGUCCUGAACUUUAUUACUAAGUCCACUUCUAUGCUAUGGAUUUAUAUCAGUGAAAUAUCUUUGACUUUCCUUGAAAUACUGGGUUUACACCAACAUUAACUCAGUGACAGGUUCUACAUUUUUCAGCCAAAUCUUAGUGGUUUUUGCAUUGGAACCAUUCUCAUUGCUGAAUGAAGCUGCCUGUGUGGUACAAUUUCACGUUUGUCACCAGGAGAAUGAUAAUCAGCCUUAUGCUUCUGGUAUGACACCAACUUGAAAACAAUACUGUAACCAGUUCUCCCAAUUAGUAAUAAAAUGUUUCAUCUCUACUACUAUUGGGUAGGUAGCACAUUGGUAAGACAUUGGACUCACUUUGGGAAGAUGACAGUUUAAAAUCCAAAGUCUGGAUGAGGAAAUAGGAAUUUCAUUUCCAUAAAACAGUUGAAACAAAUGCUGAGGUAGAUCUUGUUAAAGGGACAAGGCUGCUUUACUUUCACAUGUUUUUGCCAAUCCGUGCUUAUGCUAUAGCUCCUAUGUUCCAGUUGUAAAUGAGUUGUAGAACUCUUAACCUUACUUCCCUUUCUUCUCUCAUCCUAUUUGAAUUAUUCUCAGGACUGUGUAACCAUUCAGGCAUUGCCAUAAUUAAGAAGAGGAAAUUUCUCACAUUGAGAGCCUUUAUUGAAUAAAGAUCCUUCAGAAGACGUCAGUUUCGCUAUCCUUCCUUCUACUGUUGAGAGCUGAGCAGUAUAAGUUACUCCUUGUUACUGUAGUAAUACUAACAAAUUUGUCGCUUGUGUUAAUAUAUAUGGUAGGUUUAGUGUCAUAUGUGUGACAAGCUAUGGUAUAAGUAGGCUAGCAGCUGUUUCGGGCAUAAAUAAGGCUAGACGAUGUGUACAGUGGCUAUUACAGAAAGGUUUGUAAAUAUGUUACAACAUAUUAUCAUUACACAUUCUUUAAAAAAUCAAAUGCAUCUUUGGCCAUUAAGGGUUACAAAGGUCAACACAGUUCUCGGAAAAAGUGUUUUUUAUUUUUUUAUUUAUUUUUUUAGUUAUUUUUUAUUAAUGCACCUUGGAAUGGCAGUGCUGGACACAUGAGCAGCUUUGGCAAAAGGGUAGGUUUAUUUCUUACAUUACUCUCGCUUUACAAACAGUCGGCUGUUAAUAUUUAGAAAGUUUAAAUUUUGUAAACACUGUAUCAUUAACCUACAUCUUGUUUGCAGAACAUCAUACACUCCUGUUUUGUAUUGUACACUAUAAAGUUUGUCUCUCUCUUUCUUUUUGGAGGAGGAGGAAAUGUCAGAUUUCUGUAGCAAGAAUGUAAAGCUAUCUCUGGCUUUAUUGAUCAUCUCAUGUUCUCUGAAUGCUCUGAAUAUAUUUUGUUUAUUCUCCAUCUAUAUAGAAUGAAGGAAUAAUGAACGUGCAGCUUAAAAAUAGCUUCGUUAGCUAGUAUGGCUAUGAAAUUAGUUUAAUAGUAGUGGUACUUGCUUACAUAAGUAUCAAAAUAUAUGUAGAGCGCCACUUAAACUCCUCCACCCCCCCCCCCCCCUUCCCCAACAAAGUGACAGUUUCAAAGUCUCUUACGGGGAGUAGACAGGAAGAUGAAUAAAAUUUGUCUAGCAUCCAAAUGCUUCAUUUAGAGGUAAUUUAUAUAAUUCACGUUAGUGUAAAGUAGCAACUGAGGUAACAAGUAAUGUUUGGUUGCUCUCGUGUUAUGCUUUAGUCUGUAAUUGUGCUUGGGCUGCUGUGAAUAUUUCUGCAGUGAAUAUUUAUUUUUAUCAAAGAUGCUUUUUUAGGUUGCAUAGGUUCCUAUGUUAUUGUCAACACAAAAAUGUGAGAGAGGAGGAGGGAGAGAGAGAUUUUUGUCUAAUCAUAUAGCUUCUUAGUGUAAAAUAUAUACACUUAUCGAUUGUACAUAAAGAAUAAAUUAUUUUGUAACACAUGCAUAAUGUUGCCAUUUGUUGUUAGUAUACUGAGACAAGUGAUAACUGUUAGCUGUAAUGAUAAAACGAUGUAAGUCGGUGUUUUUUGUGCUUAACAAAAAUAUAUGCACUGGAUAUAAGGGAUGUGUUUGUGCUCAGUAGUAACAAAAGGAAAAUAUAAACAAAUUUUAACUGGUUUGUCAACAAAAACAAUGGGAAAUGUUAAUGAAAGAGAGAUAGCACUUAACAAAUUAAUUGUUGUGUAAAAGGGUCUUUGAGAUAAGCUUACAUUGUUGUCUAGUAAAGACUUUAGUCUAUGUAAUGAUUGCAUAAAUCUGCAGAAAUGUGCAUGACUUUAGAUAUUAAAUUUGUUAGUAGUUACAAUUUAAGGCAGCCUGGCUCCAUUCUGAAAAAAGUAUUGUCUGCAAUAUCCCUAAAACAUGUUCAAAAAAGAGGUGUUUUACAGCAGAAUAUCAAGAGUGAUAACAGAGAUGCUCCACAUCCUUGAAGAGUUUUGGUUGAAAAGUGUUAGCAUACUUUCAAUUUAUAAAUUGAUCUCCAGUGAUAUAAAUUGUUUCGCUGUUUGUAAAUGACAAAGCAGUUCCUUGGGUGUCAUCUAUUACUGUUACUGAUGUUAUUAUACCAACAGUUACUAAGCUAAAUAAAAUGCAUGUUUCUGACAAAAGAAAAUGGAAACAUAAAAGAAUUAUAAAACAAUUUUAUGCCUAUCAUAAAAAGAAAUUGACAAGGGACUUGAAAAAUUUGCCACGGCAUAAUGUAUGGAUCUUUGGCAACUUGUCUGUUGCCUAAAGUAAGUGUCUAAAUUGGAUUACGGUCUGAAAUUCACAUUUGACUUCUUCAUUUAAGAUUCAUGAUAGAGAGAAAAAUAAUGUGCUGAUGUAAACUGUUCAUUGAUGACAAAACUAAAUGCAUCUUUUGCCACCAUUGUCUUUCAGAAGUAUAAUCACUGAACUCGUAAAUGAGAAUCCUCAAUGUCAAUUGUGGAUAUGCUCACCACCACCACCUGCAUUAAAAAAAGAAAUAAUAUUUACAUUUACAGUGAAUUACAAAGGAGAUGCACAUGAAAACAGUUUUUCUUUCACCAGAUGAGAAGCCAGUAAUUCUCCCCCCUCAUUUAACAUAUUUGUAAAUUUUUUUCUUGCUGGUCUUUCUGUCCAUGAAACUUCACAAGAUAGCUGUUGUGAAAGACUACAGCAAUUAAUAUUACCUAGUUGUUACACAUUCACGGUGCUCAAAAUAUCAGGAAGUUAGAAUAAGUGUGCUAAACUUUAGCAAAUACCAGCAAUACAUAUUUUAGUUUUAGACAGAAGGAAGUUUAGUAAUAAUGCAAAAAUCUGUAAUAUAAAACUGAAGAUUUAGUUGAUAAACAUGCAGAUUUGUAUUAACUUUAUAUAAACAUUCUAGUUCUUGAUAUAUGGCAUAUUUUAUGCAUUAUGAAGCCUCUUGUUAGAUGAACUUUCAACUGUCAAUAAACUAACAGUACCUAACUUAUGUUAGUGUAUGCAACUCAGUGCUAUUAAGAGCCUGAUCAGUUUCUUUGUAACAAGAAGGGAGACAUUGUGAUGAAAAUGAACUGUGUGUGUCCUAGACUAUUCCUCCUGUGAUAAAAAAUCGAGAUGAAUAUGAAGUUGCUGAGAGGAAAGGAACUAUUUAACUACAGAAACAUUCAGAAGGAAUGGUUAUCUGAUCAGCGUGUCGCUUGGGAAGUAGUUGUUUCGUGAUGCAUAUGCCAACUUGAAAAGUUAUUGUGCAUGGAAAACAGUUUUGUGUUCUGCAGAUUCUUUAUCACUAUGGAAAAGCACUUACCAUGGUGGAAAUAUGCAAGUGUUAGUGAGAAAUAUGCUGAGUAAAAUACAAAAAAUAAGACCUAAAUUUCACAGCAGAUACUUUGUGAACUUCAAAUGUUAAGAUAAAAAUCAUCACCUAAUUUUUAGUAACUGACAGAAUUCAACUGGAAUUAAAAAAAAAUUACGUCACUGCUUUGGAAGUACUUGCUCAUAAUAUAAUAAGGGACUUUUGUGCUGCUUACAGAGCUCUUUUAUGUUUGGUAAUAACAACAAAGUAAAAUUCCAGUCCUGGGAGUUAGACCAGACGACUAGUUUUGAAAUGAUGACCCAAGCUUCUGGUUAUAAUGGCUUACACUUGGUAUUAAUCAAGAGUGAAAUGCAGUAGGAAAUGAUGAAAUGUGCAUAAUAUUACUGCAGUCAACUCAAUGGGUGACUCAUAGUUCUUGCUGUAGUAGGAGAGAUAUACAUUCCUUAAAGAAUAGAGAGAAAUACAGAACAUAAAACAGUCACUACUGGAGCAUCUCUGCUGUUCAAGAACAGGAAAUAAAGUCCUUCAAUUAGCUCAUAAACCAAUAUGUAUCCCACAUAUGCCAUUUAUUUCAAAAUACAAACUCCUUAUUCAUUAAUGCUAAGUUCCAACAAGUUCUGCUAAAAACAUCUAUUUUAAUGCUAAGAAAUUCUAUAUUUAUAUGAAACCGGAGUUCAGGACCAAUUUAUAUAAAACUAUACCAUGAGAGCAUAAAUGGAAAGUCACUGGGUUAUGUUUCAGCCUUUGACACCUGUCGUUUGGUCAGUUUUAGAAUUCUGUAUCGAGGAACAGUUACACUCUUUGGACUAUGAUCGAGUCCACAAUCUAUUUUACAUAAUAAAAAGUAGCAUAUAUGUCUUCUUAAACUUUUACAUUAAUGUAAUGUAUUUCCUGCUGACAAUUAUAAAGCUGAAUUAAUUUUUUUUGUAGGGUUCUAAGGGAACACACUAAAUUUUCAAGCAUGAGAAUAAUGGUUGUUUUCUAAUAACAUUAAAAAUUUCUGAAACAAGCUGUGCCAUUAUUAAGUAAUAUGUGCUGCCAAGACAGAAAACUGACAGAGUGUAAACUACAAACUGAAUAAUGAGAGAGUUCUAGUUGCAGAUGUGGACAUCAGUGACAAUAAAGAUGGCAAAAUAUUAAAAUUGUGAAUAAUACUUAUCAACAGUUUGUUACAAUUCUCAGUCAGUUAAUAUAUCACCACUAGCAAAACCUUAAAUCUAAAUCUUCUUAAAACUUGCAGGGAUUAUUAUUAGUAAUUUUUAUAUUUGUACAAGGGCAACAAAUUAUUAAUUUAGUGAAUUCAUUUUUUGAUAAUAUUUUAGAAUUGGAUACACAGACAUUGACUGAAUUUGCUAUCAAUUUUGAAGUACACAUAAAACUGAGUACAGGUGGUGGUGGUGAUGGUAAUGCUGCAUUACCAUCACCACCACAGCAAAUAAAUGGACAUCUUGGAAAUCAUGUUAUAGCUGUUACGUAGCUUUCAAUUGAUAUAUAAUGGCACAGUUUGUAAAUAUUAUUUAUAGUGAAACAUGUACUUCUCAACCUAAUGUCAAUUAGUUUCAGACUGAACUCAAGAAGAAGAAAUUUUCAAAGUUGGCAUUGCUAUAAUAAUAAUGCAAACUAGUAUGAAAUAUAUUGUAAGAAACCUAUAAAUUGUUAAACUUUGGAGUAAGUGAAUGUUUUCUCACAAGUCUUGAUUCAUGGUGUUCUUGAUCAAACUUGAUGAUGCAUAAUUUAUCUGGAAGCUCCUCAGCAGUUAAAGAACUGUGUGUUGUUUUAUUAAUUAACAUCAAUGUAUUGCAACUGAUCACUUCUUACUCACAGUAUCAUAUUUAGCUUCCAUAAUUUGUGUGUAUCUUACUUGUGGGAUAUGAUUUUCAGUUUAAAAUAAAAAACGCUUUACAUUUAGUGAAACAGAUAUUGUGCGUCUGUCAGGUGUUAAUAUUAAUCCAGUAAUAAUUGUUUGUGUGGCAUUUUCUGCAGUGAUGGUUAAAAUUAGAAAGAUUGUAUCUAAAUUUUAUGAAUAUUUAAAUACACAUUAUCUGUUGUA